This is a messenger RNA of Ceratina calcarata, 1416 nucleotides long. Its product is annotated as ADP,ATP carrier protein-like. Gene Ontology annotation, cellular component: mitochondrial inner membrane. Lineage: Eukaryota; Metazoa; Arthropoda; Insecta; Hymenoptera; Apidae. Gene Ontology annotation, biological process: negative regulation of mitochondrial outer membrane permeabilization involved in apoptotic signaling pathway; mitochondrial ADP transmembrane transport; mitochondrial ATP transmembrane transport. Gene Ontology annotation, molecular function: ATP:ADP antiporter activity. The record is from RefSeq and is a predicted model, not a curated record. Bases 226 to 1158 code for a protein of 310 amino acids. The transcript has 4 exons.
AAAUGUGUUUAUUUACACAAAUUCUCAUUGCUUCUGUUUCUUAUGUUAGAAAUAUAAUAAAUGGUUUAGAAAGAAGUAGAAAUAAACUUGAACAGCUGAGAGAAAGGGGAGGAAGAUCUGUUCAGAGAAUCGUCACGACAUUAUGGUUCAUAGUUUGAAACGAUUUUAUCAGUGCAAACUACAAUUCGUCUCUGAAGAUCCGUGUGUCCCUUGAAAAUUUACGACAUGGACACGUAUAAGUCAUUUUUAGUAGAUUUCUUAGCCGGUGGGAUAUCUGCGGCCGUUUCGAAGACUGCAGUUGCCCCGUUAGAGAGGGUCAAGUUGUUGCUCCAAGUUCAACACACCUCGAAACAGAUAAGGCCGGAACAACGGUACAAAGGCAUGAUGGAUGCGUUUGUACGCAUACCGAAGGAAACGGGUUUUCUCAGUUUCUGGAGAGGCAAUCUGGCUAACGUAAUUCGGUAUUUCCCCACUCAAGCAUUAAACUUUGCAUUUAAGGACAAGUUCAAGGCUCUGUUUUUAGAAGGUGUCCCGAAGGAUGCAUUUUGGAAACAGAUGGCUGGAAAUUUGGCCUCUGGUGGUGCCGCCGGGGCAACGUCCCUUCUAUUCGUUUAUCCCCUCGAUUUUGCUCGCACAAGAUUAGCGGCAGAUAUUGGAAAGGCAGAAAGACGAGAAUUCAAAGGUCUGGGUGAUUGCAUAGCAAAAAUUUUCAAAACGGAUGGGUUCCUCGGACUUUAUCGUGGUUUCAGCGUGAGCGUCCAAGGAAUCAUUAUCUACAGAGCCGCGUAUUUCGGAUUUUAUGACACCAUGAGAGGGAUGCUCCCUGAUCCGAAAAACACACCUUUCCAUAUCAACUUUAUGAUCGCUCAAGCAGUAACGACAACGGCUGGAAUUAUAUCAUACCCCUUUGAUACAGUUAGAAGACGGAUGAUGAUGCAGUCAGGUCUUAAAAAAGGAGACGUGAUGUAUAAAAACACGUUAGAUUGUUGGGUGAAGACGAUGAAAGGCGAAGGUGUCGGGGCUUUCUUUAAAGGUUCACUUUCGAAUAUCCUUAGGGGCACGGGUGGGGCAUUAGUUUUAACGUUGUACGAUAAAAUAAAAGAAUUGAUCGAACACGCGAUGGAGAAGGAUGAGCCUGCUGUACCCAAAUCGUCUUAAGUUACUUUCAAUAAAAAUUAAGUUUUAUAUAAUCGUAAUAUCAAUUAUUGUACGAAUUAAAAUUGUUCAUACCUGUAAAAAUAACACAUUUCAAUACUUUAUUGUUUGAUACGUUGGUUUCAGAAAAUUUUGGAAUCACUAGUUACACAUAUAACGUUGACAUACUAAUUCUGGUGGCCCGAUUUGUCGACAUUUACUAUUGAAAUUAUGUACUCCUGAUUAUCUGACUCAACGAGUCCUAAAAUAAUCCCAGAAAAU